GCUUGGCGUCCGAGCCUGGAUAAGGGUGUGGUACUCGGCUCGGUGGCUCAAAACGGGCAGCAGUGGAACGAUGGUGCGCCGUUUUUCUAUGGCACUGUGUCAUGCAUAUACGACUCACACGGUUACGGUUACAGCAUGACAACUGGAGAGUUUGGCAAUGACAAUCCCAACAUUGACAUUGCUAUUGGGAAGGCGGGCGAGCAGGACGAGGGUGUGAUUGACGUCUCAAUCGCAUGGUUUCCUUACCACCAAGGCUGGACCGCUGGGUACGUGGAUGCUCCUUCGCAGCUGGAGAAGGGAGCAGAGGCCAAGUGGGCGACAAACGCAUCCCACUCGCCCAACCUCCCCACUGAUCUCUCACGCAUUAUGCGGUGGGACGGCCGGGGAGCCAGUCUGGAGCUGCCAGGUGUCAACCCGUCACAGGACGGCAUGCUCUUCCUCACCUCCACGGAUCCGGGUCGAUGGAGCAAUGAGCUGAACAUCAUGAGCACCUAUGUCAAACGAAAUGGCCGCGGGUGGCGCAUUCAAGCCAGGGAGGACGCGUUUGGCGAUGUGACAGAGCUGGUGGAGAGUCAGGAGCACAUGUUCGCCUUCCUCUACGUCCCCUUCUCCGCCACUGGCCUUAUAGGAGCCACAAUAGCAGCAGAUGGGUCGGUGGUGCGGGGAGCAGGUGUUUUCUCGUGCAGAAGCCUGGGCCUUGGGAUGUACGAGAUCAGCAUUGGCAACGAGCACAAGACACACAAGGACGGCAUUCUCCUGCUGCAAGUGAUGGGGAGGGAUGACAGCAACAGGCGCUAUGCGAGGCAUGCCUUCCUCUCUUACAACUUCACGGCUCAGGGGUCGCUGCUGGUGGAGGGGCAUCGGCUCGUGAAGGAACCCGCUCAGAUGUUUAAAGAAACGUUUCCCUAUACCGAUACAGACUUUGCCUUUGUGUGGGUUGACUUCCGCAACCCUCUCAGCCCCACACUCCGCUCCUAUACCGGUCCCCUCCCACCUCGACUGACUGGUUACCGCUUCUGGAGCGGAAUCGUUGUGGGAAUAGUCGUCAUGGUGAUAGCGACUGCCGCUGCUGUCUUCUUGCUCUCCCGCCACUCCAUCUCUCUGGUGCCUUCUGCCUUCGCUCCUCUGACGUCACUACAACCCACCGAUUCGGUAUCGGCAGAAACGGAGCUUGCAGAAGAGCUGCUUAGAGGAGUGUAUAUUAAUGCUGAAGACUGA
Closterium sp. NIES-65 is the source of this 1218-nucleotide messenger RNA. The record is from the annotation of a GenBank genome assembly. NCBI's taxonomy places the organism in Eukaryota, Viridiplantae, Streptophyta, Zygnematophyceae, Desmidiales, Closteriaceae.